This is a messenger RNA of Closterium sp. Naga37s-1, 5205 nucleotides long. The record is from the annotation of a GenBank genome assembly. NCBI's taxonomy places the organism in Eukaryota, Viridiplantae, Streptophyta, Zygnematophyceae, Desmidiales, Closteriaceae.
AUGUACAUCACCCUCUACUACAUAGUCACCCGGCUCCCUGACUCCCUUCGCGUAGUCAGGGACCACUUCCUCUCAGUUUGCCCCACCACUCUCACCGUUGACCUCCUCGAGAAGGCCCUCCUAGCAGCAGAGAAGAGCAUAGUCGCUGUAGGAGCCUCUCGUGGUGACCCUCGCACCCCCGUCUUUGAGGGGUGUUCCCCCUCCCCCCUUUUGCCCUCUGUUGCCUCUGCUGCUGCGGCCGACCUCGUUGGUUUCGAGUCGGUCGGCGCUGCGUCUGCCCCAAGCGGGAGACGCCGCACCGGCAAGGGCAAGGGGGGCAAGGGUGCUGGAGGGGCUGGCGGGGGUGGCGGAGGUGGCGGUGGCGGCAGUGGAGGGGGUGGGGGUGGUGGUGGGAGUGGUGGCGGGGGUGGAGGUGUCGGUGGCGGCAGUGGAGGCGGAGGCGGCGGCGGCGGUGGCGGUGGGAGCGGAGGUGGCGGAGGUGGCGGCGGUGGAGGAGGCGGCGGCGGAGGAGGUGGAGCUGGUCGGGGUGGCGCUGCACAGAGGGUCGGCUCCGGUGGUGGUCAGCGCCAGCAGCAGCAGCAGCAGCGGCAGCAGCGCACUCGUGACAUCCCCCCCCCUCAGCAGCUCCGUGAGUGGUAUACUCACGCCAGCGGGCUGUCUAGGGCGGGUGUAGCUGUCUUUGACCUUGACUUUGAUGCUAUUCUUGCUGCCAUGUAUGCUGUGACUAUUAGUGAUGAGGGUGACUGUUACCGGUGUUUUCCGCCCGACCCGGGCAUUGAGACUGCUGCUCUAGGUACUGGUGAGGCUGCUGCUCUAGGUGCUAGCGAGGCUGCUACUCUAGGUGCUCGUGCGUCUGCUCCCUCAGGUGCUGGUGAGUCUGCUCUCUCAGACCGCACCACACUCACGCCGCUUGGCCGGCCAGUUGCAGUCUCUCUGGCAGACCCCUCUGGGGGUCCUGUCCUUGCUCACUUCUCCACUGUCCUCCCGUGUCCGGCGGCCCCCUCUGGCACCCUGUCUGGUCUUUACCUCCCCUCGUUCUCUACGAACUUGGUGAGUGGUGCUGACCUACAGGAUGCGGGGGUUCACCAGUUCACUCCUGCGAGUCAGCGGGUGACCCACUGCACGGACGCUCAGACAGGCCGACACCUGGCCACGUUUACACGUCGGCCGGGGUCGAGCCUGUACACACUGACCACUGCGUCUCCUCCAGUCACUGCGUCUGGUCAGGUAGCUGCGUCGGGUCAGGUGUUUGCUGCAGCGUCCAGGUCUGGUCCUGAGUCUGCCCCCUGUUCGUGUCGCCUUCUGUCUCACGAGACUCUCCUCUGGCACCACCGCCUUGGUCACCCCUCCCAGCUUCGUCUCCGAGGCAUGGCCUCCCGUGUCCUUGUCUCUGGUCUUCCCCGGUCCCUCCCUCCCCUUCCUUUGGGGCCUGGCCCUACCUGCGUCCCCUGUGUCGAGGGGCGGCAGCGGGCUGCCCCUCACUCCUCCCAGUUUCCUCCGACAGAGGCCCCGCUGCAGACGCUUCACAUGGACGUGUGGGGCCCGGCCCGCGUCCGUGGACAGGGUCACGAGCGCUACUUCCUGCUGGUGGUUGACGACUACUCGCGUUACACCACAGUCUUCCCCUUGCGCAGCAAGGGUGAUGUCACUGAGGUGUUGAUCGACUGGAUCCGCGCAGCUCGUCUCCAGCUCAGGCAGAGCUUCGGCUCGGACUUUCCUGUUCAGCGUCUGCACUCUGACAGAGGUGGAGAGUUCUCCUCUGGCCUUCUGCGAGCCUACUGUCGUGCACGAGGCAUCCGCCAGACCUUCACGCUUCCGGACUCUCCACAGCAAAAUGGGAUUGCUGAGCGCCGCAUUGGCAUGGUCAUGGACGUCGCCCGUACGUCCAUGAUGCAUGCGGCUGCCCCCCAUUUUCUGUGGCCGUUUGCGGUUCGGUACGCGGCGCAUCAGAUCAACCUUCACCCCAGGGUCUCCAUGCCGGAGACCUCCCCAGCUUUGCUGUGGACGGGGAAGGUUGGCGAUGCGUCUGCGUUCCGUGUCUGGGGAUCUCGGGCGUUUGUCCGCGACUUGUCUGCGGACAAGCUGUCCCCUCGUGCUGCUCCUUGCGUCUUCCUUGGCUUCCCCCCUGACGCGCCAGGGUGGCAGUUCUACCACCCCACCUCUCGCCGUGUCCUGUCCUCCCAGGACGUCACGUUUGACGAGUCGGUCCCCUACUACCGCCUCUUCCCCUACCGCACUCCGUCCCUCCCCCCGCCACCGCUCUUCCUUGUCCCAGGUCCCCCCCCGGUAGACCCCCUCCCCCCUCAGGGUCCUGCCCCUUCAGGUGUGUCCCAGGUAGACGCAGUCGAGCCUGUCGAGGUUACUGGUGACUCUGGUGCUGCUGAGGGUGCUGAGCCUGGGGGUGCUGACUCUGGGGGUGCUGAGCGUGUGGGUGCUACGUCUGGGGGUGCUGAGCCUGGGGGUGCUGAGCCUGGGAGUGCUACGCCUGGGGGUGCUACGCCUGGAGGUGCUGAGCCUGGGGGUGCGGAGCCUGAGGGAGCUGGGCCUGCUCGUGUGGCGUCUGGCGGUGCUGAGCCUGGAGGUUCUCCGGGUGCUUCGUCUCGGCGGGAGCCACUCUCUCCACAGGAGCUGCGCGAGUGGUUUGCCCGGCGCUGGAGGCGUGCUGCUGGAGCUGGAGGUUCUUCGGCUGCUGAGGGUGCUGGUGCCGCGGGUCCCGGAGGUGCUCGUACUGGGAGUACUGGAGCUGCUGGGCCUGCGGGUACGACUGGAGCUGGAGCUGCUGAGGGUGUUGGCGCUGAGGCUACUGCUGUCGGUCCUGGAGGCGGUCCUGCUGGGGGUGCUACUGGUGCUGCUGGAGGUACUGGAGCUGGAGGUGCUGCUGGCGCUGGUGCUGCCGCUGGGGGUACUGGUGCUGUCCCUGCUGUGUCUGGAGUCGCCGCGCGGCCUCGGCCGUACUUCGUUCCGCUCCUUCAGCAGGUUCUUGGUCUCCCGCCUUCUACUGGUCCUCCUCCUCCCUUAGCGUGUCCACAGCCUGUCCCGUCACAGUUACAGUUACAGCCGGCCUCCCCACUGCCCGCUCCUUCUCCCUACACUGGUCCUACUGGAGGUCUUGCUGAGCGUCGUGAGCCUGCGUCUCGCCCUGCGUCGCCUGUCCGUGCUGCUCGCACUAGUGCUCGUGGUUCGCGUCAGCGUCCUCCUCCUGUCCCUGGCACGCACCGGAUGUCUCUGCGUCCGUCCACUGCUCCUCUGCGUGCCCCUUUGCCUUCUCCUCCUGAGUCCUCUCUUCCUGCUCUUCCUGACCCGGAGUCGGACUCUCUUCGUGCUGCCAGUCCUACUGUCACGCGUCUCCUUGCUACUGUUGUCACUGACCCUUCCUUUGAGUCCACUGCUGCGUCUGCCCUAGUUACUGAGCUCGUCGACUUUGCUGCUCGCUGUCGUCUAGACUACGCUGCUAGUCUUGUUGCUGAGUCUGAGUCUGUCUGUCCUCCGUCCGUCGGGGGUGAGUGUGCCCUUGGCACGGACGUCCUUGAGGACAGGCAGGAGGAGUUCCAGUGUUUGGCUGCUGCUUCACCUCAUCUCGUGUCCGUACUGCUUACCCCUGAGGGAGACCCGGAUGCACUUGACAUCCCGACUCCGCGCUCUUACGCGGAGGCGAUAGAGGGUCCCUACUCCUCUCAGUGGCAGGCAGCUAUGGACGCAGAGAUGGCUUCCUGGAAGUCCACAGGCACCUACGUUGACGAGGUUCCCCCGCCUGGGGCGAACAUCGUCAGUGGCAUGUGGAUUUUCAGGGUGAAGCGGCCGCCGGGUUCUCCGCCUGUCUUCAAGGCGCGUUACGUGGCUCGUGGCUUCAGUCAGCGGCAGGGAGUUGACUACUUUCAGACCUUCUCUCCCACCCCGAAGAUGACCACUCUUCGGGUACUGCUGCACAUAGCUGCUCACCGCGACUACGAGCCGCACUCUCUUGACUUCAGCACUGCUUUCUUGCAGGGCAGCCUGCACGAGGAGAUCUGGCUGCGUCGCCCACCUGGCUUCACUGGGUCUUUUCCUCCUGGCACCCAGUGGAGCCUCCGGCGGCCAGUCUACGGUCUCCGCCAGGCACCGCGUGAGUGGCACGACACACUGAGGACUACACUUGCGGCUCUUGGGUUUGCUCCCUCUACUGCCGACCCGUCGCUGUUUCUGCGCACCGACACUUCUUUGCAGCCGUUCUACAUCCUCGUGUACGUCGACGACUUGGUCUUUGCCACAGCUGACACUGCUGGACUCGCCCACGUGAAGUCCGAGCUGCAGAAGAGACACACGUGCACAGACCUGGGUGAACUGCGCAGCUACCUUGGCUUGCAGAUCACCCGGGACAGAGCACGCCGCACCAUUACCCUGACUCAGUCACACAUGGUGCAGCAGGUCCUUCAGCGCUUCGGCUUCACGUACUCCUCGCCUCAGGCCACUCCUCUGCCUACUCGCCACUCGCUCUCAGCUCUGCCUUCGGAUGAGUCCGUAGAGUCGAGUGGCCCGUACCCAGAGCUUGUUGGCUGCCUCAUGUACCUGAUGACCUGCACACGACCUGACCUUGCAUACCCUCUUAGCAUUCUUGCACGCUAUGUUGCUCCUGGGAGACACAGACCGGAGCACAUGGCUGCAGCGAAGAGGGUGUUGCGCUACUUGUGCAGUACGUCGGGCAUGGGGCUUGUGCUUGGAGGGCAGAGUCCAGUGGUCCUCACUGGACACGCAGACGCUUCUUGGGCUGACGACCAGGCUACGCAGCGGUCGUCACAGGGUUACACCUUCAGCCCUGGUUCCGGCUCUGUUUCGUGGCGGGCUACUCGCUCGUCUUCUGUUCUCGGCUCUAGUUGUGAGGCUGAGAUCUACGCCGGGGCCAUGGCUGCACAGGAGCUUCGCUGGCUCACCUACCUGCUGACUGACCUCGGAGAGCCGCCUCGUUCUCCUCCAGUGCUCUACGUAGACAACAAGGCCAUGCUGGCCUUGUGUCGAGAGCAGAGACUGGAGCACAGAACGAAGCACAUUGCUCUUCGCUACUUCCUUGCUCGUGAGCUACAGCAGCGUGGUCAGCUGCGACUUGCGUACGUGGCCUCUGAGGCCAACACUGCUGAUAUCUUCACCAAGGCACUUGCGCCUUGUGAUCAUCAGCGCUUCUGUACUCAGCUGGGUCUUGUACCUACCUUGCCUCACUUGCUCACCUCUUGA